Molecule: messenger RNA, 648 nt
Organism: Beta vulgaris subsp. vulgaris (sugar beet)
Lineage: Eukaryota; Viridiplantae; Streptophyta; Magnoliopsida; Caryophyllales; Amaranthaceae
Product: cysteine-rich receptor-like protein kinase 10
Exons: 1
Coding region: 1-648 (215 amino acids)
Source: RefSeq, a predicted model, not a curated record
AUGGCGGAAAACCUGCUUAUCCUCAUCUCUGUAAUAAUGUGCCUUUGUCAAUUUAAUAGAGUUGACGCAGAGGUAACCUUUGUGAGUUCUACUUGUGUUAAUGGUGCUAAUUACACUAAGAACAGCAUAUAUGAAAAGAACCUCAACCUCCUAUUCUCCGAACUUUCUACCAAAACCUCAACUCACAACUUCUAUAAUGCCACUUCCGGCAAAAUCCCCGACAAACUUUACGCCCUCUAUCAAUGUCGAACAGAUGUGAGCGCAGAAAUAUGCAAUGAGUGUAUUAUUGCCGCGACAAAUCAAAGUGUGCACUCUUGUCCAUCUGCUAAAGAAGCAUAUGUGUGGUAUGAAGAAUGCAUGUUAAGGUACGCAAACCGUUCCAUUUUUUCCUCCGCCGAGACAUCUCCAGGGCCUCGAGUGUGGUCGUUACGCAAUGUGUCAAAUUAUGAUGCGUUAGCUCCAGUAUUAGCAGCUAAACUUGAUAGUGUUAUUAGUCGGGCCGCGGUCGCUACGCCUUUCGGACACUUUGCGACCGAGGAUGGUAACUGGACAUUAUUCGACAGUGUGUAUUGCCUGGCGCAGUGCACGCCCGAUAUUGAUGGCUUUCAUUGUAAGAAUUGCUUGACAAGGGCUUUCUACUAUGAUUAA